Messenger RNA from Linum trigynum, 2384 nucleotides. The record is from the annotation of a GenBank genome assembly. NCBI's taxonomy places the organism in Eukaryota, Viridiplantae, Streptophyta, Magnoliopsida, Malpighiales, Linaceae.
UAUCUCCGACACUUUCACAAUGGCUGACCACCGUCGGCACGAUUACUACGGCCGUGAAGAUCAAGACCAGUACGGCGCCGGCGGCAUGAUGAAGAGCAUGCUGCCGGAGCGCGGACCUUCGACUCAGCAGAUUCUAGCCGUGGUCACGCUCCUGCCGCUCGGCGGGUUCCUGCUGCUGGUAGCGGGCCUCGUGUUCGUGGCCACGCUGAUCGGGCUCGCGGUGGCGACGCCGGUGUUCGUGAUAUGCAGCCCGGUGAUCGUUCCGGCGGCGCUGGCGAUCGGGAUGGCGGUGAUGGGGUUCCUGACGUCGGGCGCGUUCGGGAUCACGGCGCUGUCGUCGCUGUCGUGGAUGGCGAACUACAUUCGCCGGACGAGGGUCGGGGCGGUGGUGCCGGAGCAGAUGGAGCACGCGAAGCGGCGGGCCCAGGAUGUGGCGGGCCAGGUGGGGCAGAAGGCUCGGGAUGUGGGCCAGGCUGUUCAGGGGAAGGCCCAGGAAGCCACCAGGAGUGUCCAGGAAGGUGUUGGGUCGAGGAGCCCUGGACGUACUUGAAAUUAAUGAGUGGGCUUUAUUAUAGGGAGCAGUUUCGUGGGGUUUUCUCAAGGCUGUAUGUAUUUUCAUUUUGAGUUGGUGAUUUUGGGUGUUUCUAUCUAUGUCUCUAUGAACUUCUUCGUGUUGUAUACUUCUAUGUGAUAACUGAAAAUCUGGAAUAAAUUAUUGUCAGAGAGAGAAUCUGAAAUAAAUUUGUGUAUUUGGAUGAGGGUAUUGAAUUGGAUGUUUGGGUUCAAUUUCAUGAAAUUGGAUCCUUGUUUAGAAGGGUCCAAUUUGAAAAUGUCACCAUUUUCAUAUGGUUACCCCAGAUGCCAGCUUGUUAACUUUGCUAGGUCAGGCAUGGGCACGGUUCCAAUCGUGCCGUGCCUAUUCGUAUUUGUGUCAUGCUCGUAUUCGUGUUUAAUAAAAAAGACGAAAACAAAAGAGAUCAUGAAAAAGAAAGUGAAAAUAGGACGGAGGAAGAUAUUAUUAACCGAUAAUGUUUGAGAAAAGUAACAAAUAAGAGGGGAAAGAAAACUAGAAGUAUAUGCCGUGCCUAUUCGUAUUUGUGUCAUGCUCGUAUUCGUGUUUAAUGAAAAAGACGAAAACAAAAAAGAUCAUGAAAAAGAAGGUGAAAAUAGGACGGAGGAAGAUAUUAUUAACCGAUAAUGUUUGAGAAAAGUAACAAAUAAGAGGGGAAAGAAAACUAUAAGUAUAGCGAGUGUGAUUUGGUUUUGUUUAAUUCUUUGUUCAUUUUUACUUAUAUUAGUAAUUAUAUAUAUCUUUAUGAUAUUUCUAACAGCAAUAAAUAAUUAUUUUUCUCCUUAUGUUUUGUAAUAUUUGAACCUAUAAUUUUUUUUAUAUUUAUUUUCUAUAAAAUAAAUAUUAUUUUUGUGCCAUGUCCGUUCUUAUACUCAAGAAAGUCUCGAAAAUAUUAGGCCCGACACGGCCUACUCCCGUGCUCGUGCCCGUGCCCAUGAAGUUUAGGCCCGACACGGUCCAUAAAUUAUUCGUGCUCAUGCCGGGCUUGCCCAUUUAUUUCGUGCUCGUAUUCGUGCCGUGUUCUAACCGUGCCGUGCUAGCCCGUGGGCGGCACGACCCGGUGCCCACAUACAGUCAAUACGGUUUAGUCCAGGCCCAAUCGAGUCGCCAGGUCGUUAAUUUGGUCUAGAUUGAGUAAAGCAAAGAGAAAAAAAAAAGACCAUUUGACUCCAAUUCAGUAGCUCUACAGCGGAUCGACCCAUAAAUAUAUGACCUGAUUUUCUCAUCGAAUCUGGACUUUCAUCGUAAUUCAUAUUAUCAUCAUUCAUCAACACAAAAAUAAGGGCCAUUGUUAUUGUUAGAAUAUGACUUGAAUUUGAUUUGAGUUUGUUUUGUGUUUUAUGCCUAUUCUGUUUGGGUUUGGGAUUGGGCUUUGUUUGACCUUUUUUCUUGUAUGUUUGGGAAAAAGGUGUUUGGUUUUCUGUUUUGGAUUGGGAGAAGAGUUCUAUAUAUACUCUUCAUCUCCCUAAUCUGUAGUAAGGGUCAGUCAGGUUAGUUUGUUUGGUUUGUCCGUUUUGAAUUUGGUUUGUAACCUGUACUCUCCUCAAAUUAGUGAAAUUUGUUCUCCCCUGCCCGUGGAUUAGCUAGCACACAUUGUGUUAGUGAACCACGUUAAAUUUGUGUUUGUUCGUGUUGGUUUGGAUUAUCGAUUGCACGCUUCUGCUCUGAUACCACUUGUCAGAAAUCGGGCUGCUCAAUUAGUACGAUAUUGUCCGCUUUGGGCCAAGCCCGCACGGUUUUACUUUUGGGUGUCCUCCCCAAAAGGCCUCGUACUAAUGAGAUUGGUGAACACUAAUAUACAAGGGUUCCUUCC